Raphanus sativus (radish) is the source of this 850-nucleotide messenger RNA. RefSeq names its product pollen-specific protein-like At4g18596. The record is from RefSeq and is a predicted model, not a curated record. NCBI's taxonomy places the organism in Eukaryota, Viridiplantae, Streptophyta, Magnoliopsida, Brassicales, Brassicaceae. The transcript has 2 exons. Bases 181 to 705 code for a protein of 174 amino acids.
UUUAGUUUCAGUCUAAAAAUAACAAUCGGGUUUCUAAUAUAAAACAAGCUCGGUGAUUCACCAGAAUAGUUGUCCUCUUCUCAAACAUAUCUCAGUUUAUUGUUUGAAGCUAAGCUAUUAUAAAGAGAUAUCCAAAAGAAGAGAAGACCACCAAAUAAAAACAAAAAACAAAAAACAAAAAUGACAUCCAAAGCCUUUUUCUUCUCUUUCUUUGUCGUCUCCUUCGUGUGUUUGUCCUCUCUGGCCGGAUUUUCCGCCGCCGAUGCUGAUGAUUUAGACCGUUUCCAGAUUCAAGGAUCAGUUUAUUGUGACACUUGCCGUGUCCAAUUCGUUACCCGUCUCAGCAAAUUCCUUGAAGGAGCGAAAGUGAAGUUGGAAUGCAGGAGCAGAACAAACGGAACCCUAGCAUUGACCAAAGAAGCCGUUACCGACAAAACGGGAAGCUACAAGAUGGAAGUAACCGGCGACCACGAAGAAGAAGUUUGCGAGCUCGUGUUGGUGCAAUCCCCAGACAGUGGUUGCAGUGACGUCAGCAAAGAUGCAUACUUACGUAACGCCGCUAAGAUCAGUCUAACAGCGAAUGACGGUAUCGUCUCUCACGAGACACGUAUCGUUAACCCUCUCGGUUUCAUGGUUAAGACACCGUCAGCUGACUGUCCCGCUGCUUUCAAGGAGCUCGGUAUUGUCCCUGACGUUACUUUCUAAACGAAGAUAGAAAAUAUUUAUAUAUGAAAUGGGAGAUUUGAUUUUCUAUUUGCUUCAUUUUGAAGGGGUUUCCGUCAAGUUUACCAAUUAUUAUCAUUAUGAGUUUUAACAUCAACAGUAAAAACAUUCAAAAUUAUUAUUUUUA